AUGUCUCUCUUCCGUGCCAGCUUCCCAAGCUCUGGGGACUUCACCCCUCUUUUCCGUCUCCUGGACGACUACGAUACCCACCGCUCUACUCGCAGCCAGCCCUCUGCUCCUUCGUUCUCCCCUCGCUUUGACGUCCGCGAGAGCGAGGGUGCCUACCACCUUGAUGGCGAGCUUCCUGGCAUUGCCCAAAAGGACAUCGACAUCGAGUUCUCCGACCCCCAGACUCUCGUUAUAAAGGGUCACAGUGAGCGUGACUACAACACUUCCAACCACCAAGCCCAGGUGGAGGAUGAGGACGAGGAAGGUGAGCAGACCAAAACUGAGCCCACCCACCACUUUUGGGCUAGCGAGCGCUCGGUCGGCGAGUUCCAGCGCACCUUCUCCUUCCCGGCUCGCGUUGACCAGGACAAUGUCAAGGCCAGCCUGAAGCAUGGCAUUCUAUCCGUUCAGGUGCCCAAGGCCACAGUUGCCGCCACCAAGAAGAUCACCAUUGAGUAA
This is a messenger RNA of Penicillium antarcticum, 498 nucleotides long. Its product is annotated as Hsp20/alpha crystallin family protein. The transcript has a single exon. Lineage: Eukaryota; Fungi; Ascomycota; Eurotiomycetes; Eurotiales; Aspergillaceae. Gene Ontology annotation, biological process: response to hydrogen peroxide; protein complex oligomerization; response to salt stress. The record is from RefSeq and is a predicted model, not a curated record. Bases 1 to 498 code for a protein of 165 amino acids.